Bombina bombina (fire-bellied toad) is the source of this 9064-nucleotide messenger RNA. RefSeq names its product oxysterol binding protein like 8 (gene OSBPL8). Gene Ontology annotation, molecular function: cholesterol binding. The coding region runs from base 361 to 3030 and encodes 889 amino acids. Gene Ontology annotation, cellular component: intracellular membrane-bounded organelle; cytosol; membrane. NCBI's taxonomy places the organism in Eukaryota, Metazoa, Chordata, Amphibia, Anura, Bombinatoridae. The record is from RefSeq and is a predicted model, not a curated record. The transcript has 25 exons.
GUCAGGGUGCUGGGGAAAAGGAUCUGUGCAGCUACAUACAGCGAGCUACUCAGGCAGGACCCAGAGUGCAUAGGAACGCGUUGGGGUAAUACAAUUUCAGCGGGAGCGAGCAGGGUGGCAUCACGAGCGCGAGCGGAUUGCAUUUGAGCAGUACACACCUAGUUGUCACCGCAAGAGAUCCCAGGAGGGGGAAAAACGGUCCUGGCACAGAGGAGCCCAUCCAUAGUACGUUCACGCCUUACAAACCGGAGGCGAUAUUACUGAGAUGACUGUCAGGCGUCCUCGAUAGUAAAAGGAUAUGCCAGGCCUUGUGAUGGUAGAUCUAUAACGGAGCGCAGAUAACCAGCAAGAGCUUUCAUCAUGGAGACUGUCGUCUCAGAAGGGGAACCUGAGAAAACUUCGCAUCAUUGUGAUAAUAAAGACUCCCACGGAUCCCCACAUGUUGUAGCAAACAGCGAUGACCCUCAACUGAUUCUCCCGGCAAAGAUGAACCAACGCUAUGGUAAAGACACCUAUCUUUCCCCAACCAAAGACUUAGUCCAAGCUACACUCAGUCCGGGCAUCAUCCACAGUCAUGGGUUCGAGAGAGGGAAGGAUGAAGCCUUACCGAGCAAAGAAGAUUCUUCCAACUCCAUGUCCAAAAGCAAAUCUGAGUCCAAAUUAUACAAUGGUUCUGAAAAGGAUAUUGCAUCUGCCUCAAGCAAACUUACAAAAAAGGAGUCUCUUAAGGUUCAGAAGAAGAACUAUAGGGAAGAAAAGAAGCGAGCCACAAAAGAACUGCUCAGUACAAUCACAGACCCCUCUGUUAUUGUUAUGGCCGAUUGGCUUAAGAUUCGUGGAACGUUGAAGAGCUGGACAAAGCUUUGGUGUGUGUUAAAACCUGGAGUGCUGUUAAUCUACAAAACAAACAAAAAUGGCCAAUGGGUUGGGACUGUGCUCUUAAAUGCUUGUGAGAUCAUUGAAAGACCAUCUAAGAAGGACGGAUUCUGCUUCAAACUCUUCCACCCCUUAGAGCAGUCAAUCUGGGCAGUCAAGGGCCCUAAAGGUGAAGGAGUUGGUUCCAUUACACAGCCUCUGCCAAGCAGCUAUUUAAUCAUUCGAGCGGCAUCUGAAUCAGAUGGAAGGUGCUGGAUGGAUGCUCUAGAGCUGGCCUUGAAAUGUUCCAGUCUGCUUAAGCGCACCAUGAUCAGAGAAGGUAAAGAACAUGACAUCAGCUCAACUGGAGAGAACAGUCACAUGAGCUUCUAUGGGCUGCUGAGGGCCAGCAACUUGCACAGCAACGAAAACUUCCAAUUAAACGACAGUGAAAUUGAAAGACAGCACUUUAAAGACCAAGACACAUACUCUGACAAGUCUGAUAAAGACCUUGAUCAUGAUCAUGAUGAGUCAGACAACGAUGGGAAAAGCGAGGAGAGUGACAGUGACACUUCAGAGAGGCAAGAGGAUUCCUUUAUUGAUCCCGACCCAAUUGAUUCUAUUAAAGAUACCACCUAUGUAGAGGAGGCGCAUGAAGAGCUGGGAGAGGCAGGUGAAGCAUCUCAAACAGAAACUGUCUCUGAAGAGCACAAAAGUCUGAUUUGGACCCUGCUUAAACAAGUCCGUCCAGGGAUGGACUUGUCCAAAGUGGUGCUUCCUACCUUUAUCCUUGAGCCUCGUUCAUUCCUAGAUAAGCUGUCUGAUUAUUACUAUCAUGCGGAUUUCCUAUCUGAGGCUGCACUAGAAGAGAACGCUUACAGUCGAAUGAAGAAGGUUGUGAAGUGGUAUCUAUCGGGAUUUUAUAAAAAACCAAAGGGUCUGAAGAAACCGUACAAUCCGAUUCUUGGUGAAACAUUUCGCUGUUUAUGGAUCCAUCCAAGAACAAACAGCAAGACAUUCUACAUUGCUGAGCAGGUAUCCCAUCAUCCCCCAGUAUCUGCCUUCUAUGUCAGUAACCGAAAAGAUGGCUUUUGCCUGAGUGGGAGCAUUUUGGCCAAAUCCAAGUUUUACGGCAACUCCCUGUCAGCUAUUUUGGAAGGGGAAGGGAGACUAACAUUCCUGAAUCGUGGUGAAGAUUACAUGAUGACAAUGCCGUAUGCUCACUGCAAAGGUAUUCUCUAUGGCACAAUGACGCUUGAGCUCGGAGGAAAUGUCACCAUCACAUGCGAGAAGACCGGUUAUAGUGCCAUACUUGAGUUUAAAUUAAAGCCAUUUUUAGGUAGUGAAGAUAGUGUUAAUCAAAUAUCAGGGAAGAUCAAGCUUGGCAAAGAAGUGCUGGCUACAUUGCACGGCCACUGGGAUAGUGAGAUUCUUAUUCAGGACAAGAAAACAGACGUAACAGAAACAUUCUGGAAUCCAACAAUAGAAAUGAGACAGUGCAGAUUAAUUCGAUGUACAGUGCACCGGGAAGAGCAAGGGGAGUUUGAAUCUGAAAGACUUUGGCAACAUGUUACACGGGCCAUAAACAACAAAGAUCAACACGAUGCAACUCAGGAAAAGUAUGUUCUUGAAGAAGCUCAAAGAAAUGCUGCCAAAGAAAGAAAAUCAAAUGGGGAAGAAUGGACCUGCAGACUUUUUGAAUAUGAUCCAGUCAUCGGCGAGUGGCAUUACAAAUACGCAGAUACUCGACCAUGGGAUCCACUUAACGACUUGAUACAGUUUGAGAAAGAAGGUGCCGUCCAGACAAAAGUCAGACAUAGGACUCCAAUGGUCUGUGUUCCCAAACUAAAACACAAGACAAGUAACCAGCAAAAGAAAAUUGAAAGUGGGUGUUCGUCCCCAGAACUUGAUAACCAAGACUCAUCUGGGAGUGAAGUGCAACUACCAACUCAUAGCACCCGUAUUAGGAAGAAAGGGACUGACCACGGGGAACUUCACAGUGCCAUAGAAUCUAUUAAAAAGACACAAGAAGAAAUCAACAGGAACAUUAUUGCUCUACGGAACCGUCUUACUUCAAAUGCCACCUCAGAGAGCAGUUUUCUUCAACAGAGAGACUUCUACAUCAUUUUCUUCUUGAUUUUCCUUCAGAUAGCCAUUAACUACUUGUUCAAAUGAAGGGAGGAAAAACAUAAAACUUUAUGGGAAAAAUGUUACCUGAAACUAUCGCACUUUGGAUUAGGACCGUUUUCAACCCCACUGGUGUUCUGGAGAAGCCUAUAAUCUCUCUUGCUGAAAAAAAGGAAUUGGACUAUGCGUGUGAAAUAUAUACCAUGGUCACAACUAGUGUCUUGACCCUGUAAAAGCCUCUGUCUUAUUUAUUCAGCAUCUGUCCCCCAAUUCUCAACUAUAAAAGUGCCAGCCUCCUCUACUUGGCUUUUACAGUUUUUUGGAAACAAACUAUAUAUAUAUAUAUAUAUAUAUAUAUAUAUAUAUAUAUAUAUAUAUAUAUAUAUAUAUAUAUAUAUAUAUAUAUAAAGAGAGAGUAUGAAUUCAAACAGAAUAGUUAGCACUCACUGACUCUUGAAUAGUAGUGCAUAUUUGUGAUAAAUUGCACUAGUAUUCAAGAUCCAGUGAGUGCUUGCUUUUCUGUAAGUAUAUAUAUAUGCAUGUGUGUGUAUAUAUAUAUAUAUAUGUAUAUAUAAAUAAUAUAUGCGUAUAUAUAUAUAAAUAUAAAUAUAUAUGCGUGUGUAUGUAUGUGUGUGUGUAUAUAUAUAUAUAUAUAUAUAUAUAUAUAUAUAUAUAUAUAUAGUGUGUGUGUGUAUAUAAUAGUGAGUGCCUGUAUAGGUUAAAGUAAGCUGCAAACAAUUUAGCUCUGAAUUUAAAUAAGAACAAAUAUAGAAUGGUGAAUUUAAAUUGUGUACAUUAUAUAUUCUAAUUUGAAAAAUCAAAGUUAGAAAAAAAAAGUUUUGCUGUCCCAUCAUUUCAUCUCAUCUCUGCUUCACAGUUUUAAUGUUGUUUAGGUCAACACGUUUAAUAGGUCAAUUGUUUGCUGCCUUCACAGACCUUUAAAGGGCCGUGAUAAUGAAAAAAUUACCUGCUCUUAUUAUUUAGUGCAUUUAAUAGGGCUGCACCAACUCUCUGUGUUUAACUGCUGUUAAGGGGUUAAACACAUAGUUAAAGGGACAUUCAGUAGUUGAAGAGCACUGCUGCUCCCAGCGGAAAAUUCCCCCUUUUUAUUUCUAGAAUAUGAUCUACCCCACUUCUAUAAAUGUAACCCCUUGGAUGCCAGAAUAAAAUGGAAUGUGUUUUUGUGUGUGUGUGUAAUUAUAUAUAUAUAUAUAUAUGUGUGUGUGUGUGUGUAUAUAUAUAUAUGUGUGUGUGUAUAUAUAUAUAUAUAUAUAUAUAUAUAUAUAUAUAUAUAUAUAUAUAUAUAUAUAUAUAUAUAUCCUAAACAUUGCAUAGCAGUGUUUAUUAGCAUGUGGUCUAUUAAAUUAACUGUCUAUACUGAGUUUCUCCAUAUUGUAAAUAUAAAACAAAUUCAGCAUAAUGCUAUAGGACCAAAAUAAUAUAUUGUUUAUUUUUUAAGAUUUGGAACAUAAAAUAUUUUUUUUUCUGUGCUUCAAUUAUCCUUUUAUACUGUUACAUUGUGAAAUAUUUUAGCAUUGAUCUAGUUUUUCAUAACCAAAGGGUAAAUGUUUGCAUGACAAAUUAGUUGUGCUAUACAAUACAUGGAGAUGUGAUUCAUCAAGAAAACAUAUUGAUACCUUCUUUGGAUUUAUGUUAAUUAUUUGGAGGAUGAUGGGAACUAUCAUUAACAAAACUCAUUUUUCAUUUAUCUAAGAUAAGUUUGAUUUUUAUGCUUUGAAGAGUAGAAGUAGCAAAACUCAACUAUAUACCUAUAAAUGGUUAAUAUUAACAAUGGAAAUAUUAUCAGUAUGUACAAGUUUUGUCUGUUACAUUGAAUUGGAUUGCAUAUAAAAAAACACAUUGCUAAAUAUAUACAUAACAAUAAAAAGUAUAAAAUCUAUCAAACAAUGGACAACCACCUCUUCCACAAAUUUGGAAUAAAUGAAAAUAUUCAUUAAUUUAUAUAUCUUAACAUUUUUAGUUUUCCAUAUUGAGAAUUCAAUUACACAGGCAACACAGACUAGUUAUGAAGUGGGUUAUUUAUCAUAUGAAAAAAAGGUUGAGCUCUUGCGAUUUUUAAAUAGAUGUGAAUAAUGUUACAACACUACUUGCAAGGCGGGAAAUGAUCUUUUGCAUAUUUGCCAAAGUUUUAUUUAAGAAGCCAGAAGAGGUCUUCUCUAAUGUAGGUUUAGCAUAGGUAUAAUGAUGCGCAGUUUCAUUCUAAAUCAAAUAAUAUUUCCACUAUGUGGAUAAUAGUACAUACUGUAUUGAAUUGAUAUUAUGUGUCAUAUCAAAAAGAUGGAACUCCGUAACCAUACAACUGUGUAAUACAUCACUUUAAGUGCCCGUAGGAACUGGAUAGCCUCCGUCAAUGCUAUCACUUGUAUAUUUUCUUUAUUUCAGCUUUAGCAAAUAAGUUGAAUAUUGACAUAUUUGUAUGUUAUUAUUAGUAAUCUAUAAGAACGAUGAACUCCAAUAAUUGUCUUGUUUUCACAAAUCUUUUAAAGGCACAUGUAUUUAUAUUAAGAAGACCACAUAACUGCAAUUAAUGUUUUGUUUUAACUGAUAGGUGUAUUUUGGAUUUUUUUACAUUUUAUUUUUUAAUUUAACCUCUUCAGACCUUAAAGGGAUGCAUAGCAUUAUGUGUAGCAGGCAAUGAAGAGGUAAAUGUAUGUUAUAGUUGUAGUAUUUUAUUCUUAUUGCACAUUAAAAAGCAUUCUAAAUUUAUAUAUACUUCAUACUUAAUGUAGAUACCAGAAAUACUUGCAAUCUAGUCUUUCCUUGGCCUCUGUACAGUAACAUCAUUUUGAGCUGAUAAUUGCAGCCUAAGAUGUCUUCUAGAUUGCAAGCCAAGCAACUGUAAAUUGUAUAUUGGAUAGGUUAUAAUUAUGUAAAAACCAUAUAAUAGCAAUAUACAUAUAUAAAUAUUGCACAUCUGCAUCUUGCAUAUCCUUCAGCACGUAUUACAGUGCAGCAUAUACAUUUGCAUCUCUCAUGCUAAGAAUUAGCACAAAUUGCAGUUCUGAAUUUUUUAAGAAUUGCGGUUGUCUGUCAUUAAAAUUAUCGGUGAACUGAACUUGAGCAAUGUUGUAUCUGAUUAACUUUAUCUUAAGUAAAGGAACUUGUUUGUGUAGGGUUUAGCCACUAAGAAAAACAUAUAGCAGUUUAUUUUAAUGCAAACUUAUUCCUGCUAAAUAAGAAUAUGUGAGGUUAUUACUUACUGGUGUGCAAAGGCAGGGGGUUAGACUAUGUAGCUUAGUGUAAUUCCCAUGUUAGACCACAGUAACUGUUCAAUUCUAAAGAGAUACAAAGAGACAUUUUGACAUUGGAGAAACCAUGUUGAAGCUGAUUUCAACCUGUUGACUCUCCCUCAGGAAUGGUUGAGAUAAAUAAAACUAUAUGGCUGUGUAUUACUUUAUUUAUCUCUGAUGUUUAUAUAGCAACUGAGAUUUGCACUUUGUGGAGGAAAUAAGUGCACUGUUUAACGCUACUUCUCAUGAUAGUUUAAUUGUGCCUUUUAACAGAUGCAUAAAAGGAGGUGGUUUUGAAGCUUGUGCCAUACAUAUGUGACCAUAGGAUUGAAGUCCAUGCUUCUAGUUUUUCAAAAUGAUCUUUAACAUUUGCUGUCUGAUAUUUAGCCACUUAAUUCCUGAGGGAGAAAAAAUGCACAACUUCUACUGAUUAACUUUAAGGUACAUUCUAAAGCAAAUAAUUACAUGGUUUAGUUCGUUAGAGCAUAUGCUGUUUUUGUAUCACUGACCUUAGACGACUGUUUUUAACAUGCUCAGCCAAUUGGAAGAGGCAGUAGCACUACCCACCAAUCACUGGCUGUAUGUUUAAAGGGACACUGUACCCAAAUUUUUUUCUUUCGUGAUUCAGAUAGAGCAUGAAAUUUUAAGCAACUUUCUAAUUUACUCCUAUUAUCAAAUUUUCUUCAUUCUCUUGGUAUCUUCAUUUGAAAUACACGAAUGUAAGUUUAGAUGCCGGCCCAUUUUUGGUGAACAAUCUGGGUUGUCCUUGCUGAUUGGUGGAUAAAUUCAUCCACCAAUAAAAAGUGCUGUCCAGAGUACUGAAACCAAAAAAAGCUUAGAUGCCUUCUUUUUCAAAUAAAGAUAGCAAGAGAAUGAAGAAAAAUUGAUAAUAGGAGCAAAUUAGAAAGUUGCUUAAAAUAGCAUGCUCUUUCUGAAUUACAAAAGAAAAAAAAUGGGUUCAGUGUCCCUUUAACCCUCUUGCUGGAGAUAAACAUAUAGUAAUAGUUGUGUUCUCCCCAGGAUCUAUUUAAUGGACAAACCACCUGGCUAUAAUGUAAGCUACAAUUAGCUAAUAUUACAACUUUUUUCAAAGUUUGUUGCCCAAAUUAUCAUGAAACCAAUUUAUGUUUAAUUAUGCUAUUAAUUGGUGCUUUGGAUAGCUUAAAGGGACAUAAUACCCAUAUGCUAAGUCACUUGAAAGUGAUGCACCAUAACUGUUAAAAGCUGACAGGAAAAUAUCAAUUGAGAAUCUCUAUGCAAAAAAAGGAAGAUAUUUUACCUCACAAUUUCCUCAGCUCACCAGAGUAAGUUCUGUGUAAAAAGCUAUAUUUCAGUUACUGCCCAGCUGCAGGUAAAAAAAAAGAAGAAAUGAAUAGCAGCCAUUCAGCAUCAUCAGUGCUGAGGUCAUGGACUCUUUUACUGUGGUCUCAUGAGAUUUCAUUUAACUCGCAUGAGAUUUCAUAGUAAACUUCCUUAAACUGAAUAGGGAAAUAACAUGAGUGUGCUUGAGGCUCGCUCCAUUGCCUGUCCCGGGACAGGCAUACUGAUUUGCUGCUUACAAUGGGGUUUGAAUACUUAGGACAUUUAGAGGUAAAAUAUAUUUCUUAUUUACAUAGAGAUGUUCAGGUGGUAUUUUCUAGUCACUUCCAAGUGUUUCAACAUUUGGGUAUCAUGGCUCUUUACAUAACAUUUAUAAAUAACAGAAAAUAUUAUAAUAUUGCAAAGUAUUUCACUGCCCCCCCCCCCCCCCGACCUAGCUACUUCAUAAUGCCACCCAGCUGGCAAAACUCUUGUGGAGAUCACUGAAUAAUAUAGUCAGUAAUUAAAAAAUUGACAUGCUUUAACUAAUCAGAGAAUGCGUUUCUUUAACUCCUGAUAGGGCCUCCAGUUGUAGAGUGGUUUAUAGAACAGCAAUAUCCACCAUUUUACACGUGUCAUGAUAAUAGUUAUGACUUUAUAUCUUCACACAUUUACAUUUGUAACUGGUAUGUAUACAAUGAAGUCAUAACAAUUUGUGGCAUAUCCUUAAUAGCCAUAAUACCAAUCAAUGACCUCUUAUACACAAAAUUGUGACUUCAUUAUCAUGUGUAUAGACAUUUUUUUUAAAAGCAUUUAUUUGUGGGUCACAGCUUUAGAGUUGAAGUUGUUUAAUGUUCUGUAUUUUAACUACAUACUUUGAUAAACCUUUUCACUAUAAGAACAGUAGCAACACAUUCUUUGGAAGUUUCACCUUUCUAUGAAAAGUCUUGAAAAAGAGUCAAUACAGUUUAUUUUUCCUAAAUUUCAUUUUGUUUUUGUUUGCUAGUUAUAAUGAUCUUGUAAACUGGACUCAUUUUUUUAUGCACGCCUGUUAUUUUAACACCAAUGCUUUAUUUUUUUUGUAUUGUUAUAUUUUUAAAUAAAUCUAGACUGUUAAAUAAAAAAAUAAUCAGUAUGACCAGUGUUAGAUAACGAAGAACAGCCAGAACCAACAAAGAAAAAUGUGAAUAAACAUCUAAAAUAUAUAUAUAUAUAUAUAUAUAUAUAUAUAUAUAUAUAUAUAUAUAUAUAUAUAUAUAUAUAUAUAUUGGUUUAAUGAUUUCGUAUGUUGAUCCUCUGUAUGUAAUUAAAAAUGAUGAUUGCAUAGCUGCACAUUUUAUUUUCUAGGUGGUUUGGCUUAGAAUGCCAAAGAGAUGGAAUGUUGUAACAUAAAAGAAUGAAAUGUUUUGUCUAUUAAAGCAUGUUAUAUGUUCAUCUGUGUUCAACUUGUAAAAUGGCUUUUGAAAAAAAUAAGCACUACCACUGGUCAGUAGUUUUGUAUUUCCAUUUAGAAUAAAAAUGUGAUCAUAAUA